Messenger RNA from Cottoperca gobio, 1293 nucleotides. RefSeq names its product chromobox homolog 3a (HP1 gamma homolog, Drosophila) (gene cbx3a). Bases 262 to 795 code for a protein of 177 amino acids. NCBI's taxonomy places the organism in Eukaryota, Metazoa, Chordata, Actinopteri, Perciformes, Bovichtidae. Gene Ontology annotation, cellular component: nucleus. The transcript has 5 exons. The record is from RefSeq and is a predicted model, not a curated record.
AAGACCUACGACUAGCUUUUGGCGCCUGCAGUUCUGCACACAGGACAUAAAGCAAAGGUUGACCGCGUGGUAAGAAGGCAUUACUGAAGCAGUUACUCUUUGUUUUAAGGGUGUAUAUGCAGAAGUAAUUCAUUUUUAAACGCUGCAUCCUUGCAUCAUACAACACGUGGCGUAAUUUUUUAAUCGAUUGACCCAGGCAAGCUAACGGUAGCUUUCUUUUGCAAGUUGGAUCGUGAAGCAGGCAACGCAGUUUGCGCAGAAAUGAACAACAUGGGCAAGAAGCAGAAUACGAAGGGUAAGAAGGAUGCACAGGAUACGCAGGAGGAGCCUGAGGAAUUUGUUGUAGAAAAAGUGCUCGACCAACGACUUGUCAAUGGGAAAGUAGAAUUCUUCCUGAAGUGGAAAGGAUUUACAGAGGCAGACAAUACCUGGGAGCCAGAGGAGAACCUCGAUUGUCCAGAGCUGAUUUCAGCAUUUUUGGAAGCACAGAAGAACGUCAAGGAGAAGCCUGCUCCUGUUAAACGGAAGGCAUCGACAGAUGAACCAGAAACAGAAGCUAAGAAGAAAGAUGUGGCUGAGAAACCACGCGGCUUUGCUAGGAACCUCGACCCAGAACGGAUCAUUGGCGCAACAGACAGCAGCGGGGAGUUGAUGUUCUUGAUGAAGUGGAAAGACUCGGAUGAAGCAGAUUUGGUCCCUGCCCGGGAGGCCAACACUCGCUGCCCUCAGGUGGUCAUUUCCUUCUACGAGGAGAGACUGACAUGGCAUUCCUGUCCAGAGGAUGAGGCUCAGUAGUGCUGUCUUCUGGUCCCUUGCAUCACUUACACCCUUUUCCUCAGGACAGAAUGUUCUCCUCUGGCUUGCCUUUUUUAGUUUUAGCUAGGUUAGUUAUUUUCAGAGAUGUUUUGGCCUUCGCAUUGUUUGGCUGUGGAGGAGAGCUAUGUUGUUGUAAAUAUUAGCCAAACCGUUUGUAAGAGAGCAGGUGGUGAUGUUGUGAUAAUAAAAGUCUUCCGGUAUAUCAUAUAAUGAUUGAUGCGAUGGCAAUUUAGAAAGCAUACUCUUUGAUGAAACUCACCACUGUCCAUAUUCAUAUCUGGUCAAACUUUGGAAAUUCUAAACGACUCCUUUAGUCUGUUAUGGUUUCAACCACCUCCUUGUAUCACCGUCUCAAUAUUAUGUAAAACGCUGGUUUUUUGUUUCCCACACUAGUGCUAAUGUUUUGUUCUUCAGUGCAUUUUGUAUACGGUCUUUAAAUAUUAUUUGAAGUUCUAAUAAAGGUUUUAUGUAACCAAA